Molecule: messenger RNA, 1274 nt
Organism: Schistocerca nitens (vagrant locust)
Lineage: Eukaryota; Metazoa; Arthropoda; Insecta; Orthoptera; Acrididae
Product: galactoside alpha-(1,2)-fucosyltransferase 2-like
Exons: 6
Coding region: 61-1005 (314 amino acids)
Biological process (GO): carbohydrate metabolic process
Cellular component (GO): membrane
Molecular function (GO): galactoside 2-alpha-L-fucosyltransferase activity
Source: RefSeq, a predicted model, not a curated record
UCGGCCGCACUGCUGGGUGCGAAGUGCUCUACCGAGCGAGUGGCCGCCAGUUCAGGCGUCAUGCUGUCCGAGGUGAGCGUGAAGUGCUUACCACGCGGCGCCGUGACCGUGCGCUCUGGCGGCCGCCUGGGGAACCUCAUCAUGGAGUUCCUCUCCCUCUGGACGGCUGCGCGCCUCCACAACCUCACCGCCUUCGUCCCGUCGCAGCUGCGCGAUCGCCUCCACGAGGUGUUCGAGCCGCUGGGCGUGCCGGACACGCUCGAGUUCCUCUCGCAGUCGGGAUGCCCCGAGGACGCCAUGGAGGAGGCUGACCGACGCCUCUUCAAGGUCGACCUAGAGACGGAGUCGCUGGCGGAGGUUGUCGCACAGGCCAAGGAGCUGCACGUGCCCAUCGUCUUCGAGGUAUGGAUCAUCCUACCGGAGACGAUAAUUCCACUGGCUGCCGACGUGAGGCGCCACUUCCGCUACCGGCCGAAGCUACGCGAGUACGCAGAGAACAAGCUGCGGUCACUCAGGAUGAGCGUUCUCGAGACCAGUCCUAACGCCAAGGAGGUGGUGUUCGCGGGGGUGCACGUGCGGCGCACCGACUACGCGGACCACCUGCGGCUGCUCUACAACUCGGACCGGCCGGCGGACGAGCGCUACUACGGCCGGGCCGCCCUCUGGCUCAAAUCCACGGUGGUGCCCGCAGGCGGCGAACUUGUGCUGGUGGUGGCGUCUGAUGACCCGUACUGGGUGCAGGAUGUUCUGCUGCCACACCUGCAAUCCCUGGGUCUGCGACAUACCUUCCUGGUGGGGGAUGGCGUGCUGGACGAGCCGGAGUGGGAUCUGGCACUACUGUCCGCCUGCAACCACUCUGUGCUCGCCUAUGGCACCUUUGGUCUCUUUUCAGCUCUAAUGACUGGCGGGCGCGCCGCCGUCUACCACCUGCAACGAGGAGACGCCGUGUCGCCUGCCAUGCAGUUCGCACAGCACAUUCCUGGUUGGGUCGCCAUCUCACAGUGAGGAUCUUAAGAUGGAGGACCUGAGGGGCAGCAGGCAUGUCACCACUAGCACCACAAUGCUGUCAUUUCACGCAUCAUACAGUUCGCUGAACACGUUUCUGACUGGGUUGCUAUCUCGCAGUUAGAAACUCGAGAUGGUAUCUUUGAUGGACAGUGGGAGCACCAUCUUUAACUCUCCAUGUAGUUCACCCAGGAGACAUUAGACUCAACGUGCUGAUACUUCUCCAUGAUGCCACUAGGAUGUGUCUGUGUUCAAUUUAGAUUGUAGGA